ACACACACACACACACACACACACACAAAUAUAUACACACACACUAUCUCUCUCACACACUCUCCCUCCGUAUUUGUAAACGAUGGACUUGACCUGUGGUCCACCAACUGUGGUGGUUUCUGAUCACAGUCUGCAAAGCUGGCAGUUGAUUGGUUCUGGUGGAUUUGGCCAAAUCUACAAGGCCAGACACAAACAAUUAGGGAUGGAUGUGGCUAAACUUUUGCACCAUGGCAACGGCUCUCCGACCCUCCUGUUAAGAGAGGCAGACCUCAUGCAGCAGGGGAACAGUCCUCACGUGCUGAGGGUUAUGGGGGUGUUUCAGGGCUGUCCUCCCUCCAGCUCCUCCACCCAGCUGGGUGUGGUCAUGGAGUUCAUGGAGAGGGGAUCCCUGGCGGACCUCCAGGAUAAGCUCUCUCGCCCCCCACCUUGGCCCCUGGUCUUCCGUAUAGCCCACCAGAUCGCCCUCGGCAUGAACUUCCUCCACCACCUCCACAAACCUCUGCUGCACUUGGACCUGAAGCCCAGCAACGUGCUGCUGGAUGACAGCCUCAAAGUCAAGGCAACAGAUUUUGGCUUGGCGAAGGUGUACCACAGUGUUUCCAAGGAGACCAAAAAUAACGAUUGGGAGGAGGGGGGUACAAUUAAUUAUAUGCCCCCUGAGGCUUUCAAAUUGUCCUAUAAACCCACCAAAGCAUCCGACAUAUACAGCUAUGGUGUCCUUCUGUGGUCCAUUAUCACUGGUGAACAGCCAUAUCCUAACGCCAUGCGCAGUGUGGUGAGGUUUCGCAUCCCACAGGGGGACAGGCCCUGCCUAAAGACGAUCGACCCAAAACAGGCACCAGGGCUGGGGAAUCUGGUGGACCUCAUGAAGACGUGCUGGGUCACCGACCCUCUGAAAAGACCCCCAGUUCCUGGAUUCUUUAGUAGGAAUCCAGAAUUUGUCUUAAUGACACGUGACAUGUGUGAUAUGCAGCAUGUCACCUUGUUUUGUAACUACUGUUCCUUCCUUUGUCCUGUGUUGUGUUCAGAUUGUCUGGUUGUGACGGAGGGUCUAUUUGAACAGCACAAGCAGGGGAUCAGCAGGGCCGUCCUUCAAGUGCAGAACGAGCUGGCCUCGCCUAAUAAGAUAGAACAAAUUGUCGCUGAUCUCCAACUUUCUGACCCCCCAAAGCCACCAGGAAGCCCCAAACCUUCACACCACGUGAAGACUGGACCCCCCCCGAAACAGGAAACAGCCGGUGGUUUGACCUCAAAAGAGCGAAACAACAGACAGCUCUACCACGACUGGCAGCAGCGUCAACCAAUCAAAUCCUCGCCUGCAGCUCCCGCCCCCUUUGCAGCCAAUCGUGAACCAUCCCCGCAGCCAUGUGUGUCCAAUCCUGUGCAGGUGACACCCUACACAGGCAGAAAGCAAGCCCACCCCUUCCUCAAGACAGACCAAAGCACACCUCAGUACCACAGAUGGAAUUCAACUCCUGAAGAGGUGCCCAGGACAGGUGGUGCGUCUGGGAUUAUCACCAUGAGCAAUGUGAAUGGGGUACAGAUCGGCAACAACAACGUCAUGAACAUAUCCCACCGAGCUGCCCCUGGCGUUCAGCGUCAGAGACAAAGGCACCGAAACCCCACAGCGCCCUCUAGUGUUCACCUCCCGCCAGAGCAGCCUGCACACUCCAAGGACCGGCCUUGAAGACCCUUCCUGCUUCACCUUCUUUUGUGAUUCUUUGAUUCUUCGAUUUUCUCAUUUCCCCCCCCCCUCCCCCCUCUCACCCCCCCUCUCCCCCCCCCCCCCCCCCCCCACGUGCGGUGUCAUCGUCAGCUCGGCAACCGGAGCGUGCUGACAAAUCGGUUGUGACAGUGUGCAGAGCGGUCGCCACGGGGACCUGGCACGGCACACCCCGGGCACUCGCCAACGCUCCAUCUGCUACCGGACGCUCCCUGUCGCAGAACGAACACUUUACCCAGAAUCCUCCUCACGCUCUCUCGGGACUCUCAGAAGAGAACGGCAGGUGGAAUGGAAGACACACCACAGUGUUUUGUUUUUGUAAUUUUGUUUUGUUUGUUUUAUUUUGUUGUUGAGCAUUCGUUUUAAGCGUUACAUGCAUAAAAGCUAAACUGUCAGUCUACGAAACAUGGAAUAUGCAAGCAGUGAUUUGAAUAAACAUUGUCUGUCUCUA
Osmerus eperlanus (European smelt) is the source of this 2174-nucleotide messenger RNA. RefSeq names its product receptor-interacting serine-threonine kinase 3 (gene ripk3). Gene Ontology annotation, molecular function: protein kinase activity; ATP binding. Gene Ontology annotation, biological process: protein phosphorylation; signal transduction. Gene Ontology annotation, cellular component: cytoplasm. The record is from RefSeq and is a predicted model, not a curated record. NCBI's taxonomy places the organism in Eukaryota, Metazoa, Chordata, Actinopteri, Osmeriformes, Osmeridae.